AAUACAGCGAUGCAGAAACUGAGCAUUGGGAACUGAACAGUAGCCCUGAACAGUGGGAAGCGACUACCGUCCGUCUGCUCGAUCAGGAAUCUGUUAACAAGAAGAGGUGAAAAACUUCAGAUACAUUCAUUAAAACACCCAGACAAAACUGAGCUGACUGGACAAGAUGGCACAAAGCGAUUGGGUGAACAUAUUCCAAGAGAAGAUUCAGGAACUGGGGCGCAGAGACAGAUGGUGGAUUGAGUUCGAUAACAACAUAAACUCUACUGAACCGGGCUGGGAAAAUUACAUCCGCAAUACUUUUGCAAGGUUCUGCUGCUCGCAGUGUCGCCACACGUGGGCCUCGGCGCAGGUCCCGGUCUUGUUCCACAUGAAGCUCAAUGCCUUGGAGGGCAGAGGCACCGUGAAGGUGCGCUGCUGCAAGCAGGAGUGUAGGAAGUGCCUCACACCGAACCUCGAGCAGCCACAGGUCAGCGAGGAGAACAUCACCGUCCUGAUGGACAAACUCAUGCUGAAGAUCCGCAAGAAGUGCUACAAGGAGAACGUGGGGGAGAACACAACCAGAUUCUUCAUCGCCGGGAAUAUAGACGGGCCUCACGAGUCCAGGCACUGCGAGGGCUGCCGCCUUGGCAUCUGCAGCCGCGGAGGGGUCUCGAGUUAAUGAGUCAAUAGAAACAUAAAACACUGCUUUAUGACAUGCGUGAUUGCCCUGUU
Messenger RNA from Acipenser ruthenus (sterlet), 714 nucleotides. Its product is annotated as receptor-transporting protein 3-like. NCBI's taxonomy places the organism in Eukaryota, Metazoa, Chordata, Actinopteri, Acipenseriformes, Acipenseridae. Gene Ontology annotation, biological process: protein targeting to membrane; protein insertion into membrane. Gene Ontology annotation, molecular function: olfactory receptor binding. The transcript is spliced from 2 exons. The record is from RefSeq and is a predicted model, not a curated record. The coding region runs from base 167 to 661 and encodes 164 amino acids.